AACGUCGCGCUGCUGCUGAGCGGAACAGUGCCGGUGGAUAGAAACUCCCGCCAUUUCGACAAGGAAUUAACCUCUUGUGUGAUCCGGGGGUUGCUCUUGCAAAACUUGUGGAUGUUUUUUUUCUUUUUUUCCUUGAUAACAGAAAACUGAGUGCACUAGCGUUUCGUGGACUUAAGUUUAAAGGAUAAUAAUCAACAGAAGAGUCAGGUGGGAGACGCGGAGCUGCUCCUGUACUGGCUGUUGCCGUUAGUUUGACUUCGGUGCUUUUCCGUUCACCUGAGCUGGAAAGUUUUACCUAAAAAGUGACCUAGGAGCGGCGACAACUGUGGUGUCAGUAGUGAGUAGUCCAGCAUGACAUGCCAGCCUGGGCCGGCGGUAGAGCAGCGGCGUGGUGUUGUUUUGCAGCGCUAGAGAGCAGCUAGCAGCGGGCCCAGAGAGAGGAGAGAGCUCCCACGUCAACAACACAGGCUGGUCUGGCGCCAUCACCGCACUAGCUGGGGACACUACCACAUAACUGCUUCACCUGGAGCGUCCAUGGCGCCGCUGCUGGGCCGGAGGCCGUUCCCGCUGGCCAAGCCUUUGCCCGGGCCGGCGGGCCCGGCGGGCCCGGGGGAGGACGUGUUCAUCAUCGAGCACACCCAGGAGGCCUUCAGGAACAAAGAAGAGUAUGAAGCUCGUUUGCAGAGGUAUGAUGAACGCAUCUGGACAUGCAAGAGCACUGGAAGCCUCCAGCUCACUCACAAAGAGGCAUGGGAGGAGGAACAAGAAGUCACAGAGCUGCUUCAGGAGGAGUAUCCCCAGUGGUUCGAGAGGCCCGUCCUUGAGAUGGUCCACCACAACACAGUGUCUUUAGACAAACUGGUUGAAAUGGCCUGGUUGGAAGUCCUCACCAAGUAUGCUGUGGGUGAAGAAUGCGACUUCCUGGUGGGGAAGGACAAAACCUUGAAAGUGAAAGUGGUUAAGAUUCAUCCCUUGGAAAACCCUGAGGGUGAACCAGGGGAGAAGAAGCUUGAAGGUGCCUGUGACUCGCCCUCCAGCGACAAGGAGAAUGCAAGCCAGGAAAACCAGAGGAAAGAGCCUCCCCCCCGAGAGGAAGAGAGCAGGAGGGAGAGUCUGAGUGAUAGAGCACGCCGUUCCCCAAGGAAGCUUACCACUGCCAUGAAAGAAGACAAGAGAAAAUGGGUUAUGCCCAAAUUUCUUCCUCAUAAGUACGAUGUGAAGCUCAUCAAUGAGGAUAAGGUGAUCUGUGAUGUCCCAACAGACAGUCUUUUUCGUACAGAGCGCCCUCCAACCAAGGAGAUCAUGCGAUACUUCAUCAGACACUUUGCUCUUCGGCUGGGCAAGGGAGAAAGUGCUCCUUGGGUUGUCGAAGAUGAGCUGGUGAAAAAGUUUAACCUGCCCAGCAAAUUCAGCGACUUUCUUCUUGAUCCUCACAAGUUUUUGGCAGAAAACCCCUCCACCAAGCGCAGGAGUUUGACGUCUCCUGAUGGUAAACCCAGCAAGAAGCUGAAGAUGGCGGACACUCCUGGACAGGAUUCGGGAAGUGAAAAAGGAGAGAAGAAAAAGAAAAAUCAGAAAGAUUCUUUGGGCAUGCCCCUUAGUCCAACCAUCUGGGGCCACAUGCAGGUAAAAAACUCUGGAACGCCCAAGAAGGGAGAAGGCAAAAGCUCCGCGCCCUCCACCCCCAAACCUGGCAGGAAGACGGGGGACAAAAAAGAGGGAAAGAAAAGUGGAAAGAGUGGAGACAAGAAGCUUAAUGUUCUCAAAGCCUCUAAAAAAGAUGGUAAAGCUGGUUCUAAGUCGCCAAAGAUGAAGCAGACGACUCUGCUACAUCUGGCUAAGGGCACUCCUGGAGGGAGUCCUAAGAAGCGAGCCCGCAGCACUGGCAUGGGAACGCCUAAACUCGGGAAACCACUUCACCCUAUGGCUCUCCACCUCCUCCGUUACUAUAAGGAGCACAAAGGAAAAGAGGACAAAAAGAACUCCCUUUCCUCCCUCAUAUCCAAAGCUGCAAAGACCUUGUCCUCAGAUGAUCGUGGCCGUCUGCCAGAAGAGCUCAGGGAGCUAGUGCAGAAACGCUGGGAGCUCUUGCAGGAGAAGAAACGAUGGGCAGCCAUGAGUGAAGAGGAGAGGAUGGCUGAGAUGAACAAAAAGCGUGCGAAAAUCAAGGAGAAAAUGAGAGAAAAGGCUAAGGAGAGACGUGAGAAGGAGAUGCUGGUGCGCAUCGAACAAUCACGAAGGUAUGAGGACCAAGAGAUUGAAGCUGGCAAGACCCUGCCAACAUUCAAGCUUGUAGACAUGCCUGAAAGGUUGCCAAACACCCUGUUUGGCAGCGUAGCAAUGAUUGUAGACUUCCUUCAUUGCUAUGCAGGGCUGCUGAUGCCAAAUGACCAAUAUCCCAUCACAGCAGUCACUCUCAUGGAAGCACUGGCAGGAGAGCGCUCUGGCUUCCACUACCUCAACCGUGUGUUGGUGGUGCUGCUCCAGACGCUGCUGCAAGAUGAGCUGGCCGAAGGCUACAGCGAGCUUGACAUGCAUUUAUCUGAGAUUCCCCUUACCAUGCACUCUGCAUCGGAGCUGGCGCGGCUGUGCCUGCGACCAUGUGAUGCUCAUGGUGAAGAGAGCGCCCAGGGGUCGGAGGCUUCGGGAGCCAUGGGUGGCUUUGAUGACGUGGUAACUAGUGAGUUCUUGGAGAAGCUUGAGACUUUUGAAGUUUUUGAGCUUAGUCCUGAAGAGAAGGUCACCCUGUUGGUGGCUCUGUGCCACCGCAUCCUCAUGACGUACUCGGUGGAAGAUCACGUUGAUUCAAUGCAGCAACGGUCCGCUGAGCUGUGGAAGGAGCGUCUGGCCAUGCAGAAAGAGGUUAAUGACCGCAAGAAGGCUGAGAAGAUGAAGCAAAAGGAGAUGGAGAGCAAAGGUGAGAAGAAAAAAGAAGUGGUUACAAAAAAGGAAAGCAAAAAAGACGUAAAAGUGGAGCCAGAGCCUGAAGACAUGAUCAGCUCAGUGAAGAGCAGACGGAUAAUGUCUAUGCAGGCCAAGAAGGAGAAGGAGGAGAUGGACAGACAGAACAAAGAGCGUAUGGAGAAGGAGGCAGAGGAAGAACGGGUGCGUAGACAGAGAGCCUCUGCAGAGAGGGCCUUUCAGGACGGAAUAGCAAAGGCCAAACUUGUGAUGCGCAGAACUCCCUUUGGUACAGACAGAAAUCAUAACAGAUACUGGCUUUUCUCUGACGUGGUCCCUGGUCUGUACGUGGAGAAAGGAUGGGUUCAUGAAAGCAUAGACUACAGCUUCACCCCUCCACCCGAGGAGAAACCAGCUGAGCCUGAAGCAGAGGUGGAGGAGGAGGAGGAGGAUAAUGAGGCAGCUCCAGAUUCACAAGGAGUUGAAAAGGAUGAUGGAAGUAUAGACGGUGCUGUGACGGAGGGAGUCCAGCAGGGGGCCGUAGCGGAAGUAUGUAUUGAAACUACUACUCCCAAACAAGGACAGAACCUCUGGUGCAUUAUUGACAACCCUGCUGAACUGGAGGAGUUGGUGGAAAGUCUUCAUCCUUACGGGGUCAGAGAGAGCGAACUGAAAGCAAAGAUCCAAAACAGGUAUCAGGACAUCCUACACUCCAUCCAUUUGGCUCGCAAGGCCAAAUUGGGCCUCAGGACGUGUGACGGCUUCACAGAGCUACUCAAAUAUAUGCGCAGUGACGUCCAGGAAAUCGCCUCAAGACUCCAGAAGGGAGGCCUUGGAUAUCUGGAUGACAACGUAGACAUUGAAGAUCAGUUGAAAGACAUGGAGAACUUGAAAGACUUUGGAGAAUGCAUCAUCACUCUUCAGGCCUGUGUGAUCAAAAAGUUUCUGCAGGGUUUCAUGGCCCCCAAGCAGAAAAAGAAAAAGAGGCAAGGAGGGGAGGAGAGCAGCAAGGCCGAAGAGGUGGAUGAGGAGAAGAGGCUGGCUGAGGAGGCGAGGAUUGCAACAGCAGUAGAGAAGUGGAAGACGGCUAUCAGGGAGGCACAGACCUUCUCCCGGAUGCACGUGCUGCUCGGGAUGUUGGACGCCUGCAUAAAGUGGGACAUGUCUGCUGAGAAUGCUCGCUGUAAAGUCUGUCGCAAGAAAGGCGAUGAUGAGAAGCUCAUCCUCUGUGACGAGUGCAACAAGGCCUUCCAUUUGUUCUGUCUGAGACCGGCGCUGUACCGCAUCCCCGACGGAGAGUGGUUGUGUCCGGCCUGCCAGCCCACGGUGGCCAGACGCGGCUCCCGCUCAAGGAACUACAACCAGGACACAGAUGAAGAAGAGAGUGAGGAGGAUUCUGAGGAGGAAGAGUCUGAUGAAGAUGAAGAGGAUGAGGAAGAGAAUGACUACAAAGCCACAGGACACAGCUUGAGACCACGCAAGAAAAAUAAACAGUCUGCACCGCGACAAAAAAGCUCCAAAAGUAAAUCCAAGAAGCCGACCUCUAGCAGCAAGCAGAGGGCGGGCCCAAACUGCCCCGCAGACAUAGACGAACUGGUGCGACAAAGUUCCCAAACGGGAGUGCGCAGGCAGGCGCUGGAGCUGGAGAAGUGUGAAGAUAUUCUGAAGAAACUGAUGAAGUUCCGCUACAGCUGGCCUUUCAGGGAGCCGGUUUCUCCAGACGAGGCAGAAGACUAUCAGGACAUCAUCUCUCAGCCGAUGGAUUUCCAGACCAUGCUGGGCAAGUUUAGUCAGGGAUCGUAUCGGCAUGCUCAGGAUUUCCUAGAAGACAUGAAGCUGGUCUUCUCCAACGCAGAGGAGUACAACCAGCAGGGCAGCACCGUCCUGUCCUGCAUGGUCAAGACGGAGCAGACGCUUGUCGAGCUGCUCCAGAAGCUGCUGCCCGGCCUUAGCUACCUCCGACGGCGUUCUCGCAAGCGUGUCAGCCAGGCCCCAGCAACGUCUGAGGAUGAGGAGGAAGACGAAGAAAACGAUGAAGAGCAGGAGGAGGAGCCGAAGAAGAAGUUGCAGAACGGCAAAUCAAACAGGAAGAAAGCCAGAAAUAGCCGGAGACAGAAGGAUGAGGAGAGCAACAGUGAAGAGGAGGAGGAGGAGGAUGACGACGAUAGGAGGAGAAGUAAGAGGAGCUCUAACAGCGUAGCCAAGAAGGAUUACAGGGAGGUUAAUAGUGACGGCGAGCAGGACGCGCGAAAAACUCGUCAACGGGGGGGCCGGCGUGAUGCCAAAGGGGCGAGCAGCGACGAAGAGCGGUCCAGCCAGCAUCGACAUUCCAAGAGGCAGAAACGAUCAUGAAAUCCAGGGUUCUGUUGUCUUUCAGCAUCUCUUUUCUAAAUCAUUUUCUGAGAAAUGACCACAUGAUCCUCCUCCUCCCACAGCCAGCAGGACAUUUUGUGUUAACGAACGUAUGUUCAUAUUUUGAAAACAAACCGAAGAAAACCAAUUUAUAUUUGUAAAAUUUUUGAUAUUGGUAAUUGUUUUGGGUUUGUUUGUUUUUUUUUUUCUCAAAGAAAGAUAAAAAAUUUACAGUAACUAAAUGGUC
This is a messenger RNA of Cololabis saira (Pacific saury), 5500 nucleotides long. It is a transcript of the gene baz1b, whose product is annotated as bromodomain adjacent to zinc finger domain, 1B. Gene Ontology annotation, cellular component: WICH complex. Gene Ontology annotation, biological process: chromatin remodeling. NCBI's taxonomy places the organism in Eukaryota, Metazoa, Chordata, Actinopteri, Beloniformes, Belonidae. Bases 535 to 5253 code for a protein of 1572 amino acids. Gene Ontology annotation, molecular function: protein binding; histone H2AXY142 kinase activity. The transcript is spliced from 21 exons. The record is from RefSeq and is a predicted model, not a curated record.